UAAACGCGCGCAUGCGUACGGCGUCCACGAAGGUCUCGCUGCACGUGUUUCCAAAAAUGGCGGACGUAGAAAUAACACCGAAGAAGAAACACAAGAAAGAUAAGACCAAGACCGACGAGAGUGAACCAGGCUCCUCAAAGAAAUCCAAGAAGCGAAAGAGUGAGGGAGGCGAAAGUCAACCCGGGGAAAGUCAAGAGAAUGGAGAUUUUCAUCUGAAGCCAACAAAAGAGACAGGAGUUCUCGACACUUCUCAGUGGCCAUUAUUGCUCAAGAACUAUGACAAGCUGAAUAUCAGAACUGGACACUUCACCCCUCUACCUAAUGGCUGCUCUCCUCUCAAGAGGGAAAUCAAGGACUAUAUCUCGAGUGGAUUUAUCAAUCUUGAUAAACCUGCAAAUCCAUCUUCUCACGAGGUUGUAGCAUGGCUUCGUAGAAUCUUGCGUGUUGAGAAGACUGGGCAUAGCGGUACCUUGGAUCCUAAGGUCACUGGUUGUCUUAUCGUCUGUAUUGACAAAGCUACUAGGCUGGUUAAAUCCCAGCAAGGAGCAGGAAAAGAGUAUGUUUGCAUUGUACGACUCCAUAAUGCUAUUGAAGGCCAGGCUGAGCUAGCUAAGACUAUAGAGACCUUGACAGGAGCAUUGUUCCAAAGACCACCCCUCAUCUCUGCCGUCAAAAGGCAGCUUCGUAUCAGAACCAUCUAUGAGAGCAAGCUGCUGGAGUAUGAUGAUGAACGCCACUUGGGUGUGUUCUGGGUGAGCUGCGAAGCUGGCACCUACAUUCGGACAUUGUGUGUCCACAUUGGGCUGCUGAUGGGUAUUGGUGCGCACAUGCAAGAGCUGAGAAGAGUGCGGUCUGGAAUCCAGUCUGAAAAUGAUAAUAUGGCAACUAUGCAUGAUGUGUUAGACGCCCAGUGGGUCUAUGACAACUCUAAAGAUGAGACAUAUCUGAGAAGAUGUAUCAAACCGCUAGAAGCUCUCCUCACCUCCCACAAGAGACUUGUUGUCAAAGACAGUGCAGUAAAUGCCAUCUGCUAUGGGGCUAAGUUGAUGAUCCCCGGUCUACUCAGAUAUGAAUCAGGCAUCGAGAUUAAUGAACAGAUUGUCAUCAUGACAACUAAAGGGGAAGCUAUUGCACUAGGUAUUGCCCUGAUGACAACAGCUGUAAUGGCAGCCUGUGAUCACGGCAUUGUUGCUAAGAUCAAGAGGGUAAUCAUGGAGAGGGAUACGUACCCAAGGAAAUGGGGGCUUGGACCCAAGGCUCUCAAGAAAAAGAAACUAAUAUCUGAAGGCAAACUUGACAAGUUUGGCAAACCAAAUGAUAGCACUCCUCAAGACUGGAACAAAGAACACCCAGACUUAAGUACACCAAAGAAGCCAGCGCUCGUCGUAGAAAUUAAAAAGGAAGCAGAAGAGGAAGAGGAGAAAGAACCAAAAUCUGAAAAGAAAAAGCGUAAGCGCACCUCAGAUGAUGAAAGUGAAAAAGAGGAGACCACGCCAUCCAAGCUCAAAAAGUCAAAAAAGGACAAGAAAAAGGCUAAAGAAGCUACGGAGGAAGAUGACGGCGAAGAGAAGAAAGAAAAGAAAAAAAAGAAGAAAAAGAAGAAAGAGAAAAAAAAGACUGGCGAUGCGUCCGAUUCUUCCGAGUAGUUUAUUUUUUUUUUAAGUGUGCUUUUAGGAAUCAGCUUAAGUAUUUUUUAUCUACUUAUCUAUCUUGACUUUAGGGCGGCUGAUAAGAGAGAUGUGAUCUCAUUCUCGGGUUCCUAAAAGAUCGCGCUCAAACAUUCAUCGAAGAUUUGUCGAGGAUUCCUCGACGUUUGUCAGAAUAUUCGAGAAUGCUCGAGUAACACAAACAGCCAAUAAUCUCUCAUUUUAUAUCACCGAUCACGACCGCUAUGUUACGAAUGCAGAUUCCUAUCUGUUUGUAUGAUAGAUGUGCGUUACACUAUGUGUAAUAGAUGCUACAUUGGGUCUUACGUAUAUCAUGAAAUCCAACAAGUAUAUCUGACCAGAAUGUAUAACAGCUAGAAAUCCAAUGUGAUGAGAAAUAAAACGGAAUUGUCAA
Messenger RNA from Nematostella vectensis (starlet sea anemone), 2061 nucleotides. Its product is annotated as H/ACA ribonucleoprotein complex subunit cbf5. Bases 12 to 1646 code for a protein of 544 amino acids. The record is from RefSeq and is a predicted model, not a curated record. Gene Ontology annotation, cellular component: box H/ACA snoRNP complex. The transcript has 17 exons. Gene Ontology annotation, biological process: mRNA pseudouridine synthesis; box H/ACA sno(s)RNA 3'-end processing; rRNA pseudouridine synthesis. Gene Ontology annotation, molecular function: RNA binding; pseudouridine synthase activity. Lineage: Eukaryota; Metazoa; Cnidaria; Anthozoa; Actiniaria; Edwardsiidae.